Pecten maximus is the source of this 916-nucleotide messenger RNA. RefSeq names its product probable calcium-binding protein CML18. Gene Ontology annotation, molecular function: calcium ion binding. NCBI's taxonomy places the organism in Eukaryota, Metazoa, Mollusca, Bivalvia, Pectinida, Pectinidae. The transcript is spliced from 10 exons. The record is from RefSeq and is a predicted model, not a curated record. The coding region runs from base 133 to 861 and encodes 242 amino acids.
GAAAAUCGUUGGCCACCUGGUGCAGCUGUGCUGAUUACAAGGACAGCGAGGACACUUACUGAUAAGGGAUCACGCGAACAAGGACUUUUAUCUUUCUUUCAGUCUUGCAACACUGUUGAAAGAAGACGUGAAAUGCUGACUCAAAUCUUCCUCGCCGCUGCCGUGGCAGCCAUGGUGUCCGCUCAGGCAGGGCCCCUGGAUAUGUACGGUCUCAUCAACGUGUUGUAUAUGAAAGCAGACAAGAACUUUGACGGCAUUAUUACGGAACAGGAAUUAGACAAUGUGUUUGAGGGCUUCGAUCUUAACAAGGACGGUAGUGUGUCGAUGGCUGAGUUCACAGGUCUGUGGAAGCUUCUGACACACCAGAGCCAAGAACACGCCGAAGCAUUCUUUCAUCUGGCUGACCUUACUAACGAUGACGUCAUCAAUUCCAGCGAUCUCAAACUCUUGUACCAUGUCUUCGACGUUGAUAGUACUGGAACAGUAACAGCGAAGAAUUUCGCCGCCAAAUGGGUCCAGAUUAUCCAGGAAACACCCUUCGCUGUUUUGUUCGAGCGUGCAGACACUGAUAACAACAACCAGUUGACAUCAACCGAGUUCAAUGGCUUCUUCAAAUCCUUUGACUUCAACAGUGACGGUUCCGUGGAUAAGGCCGAGUUCGAACACGGCUGGGCCUCGUCUCUGUUCGGGACUAGCGCUGAUGCCGACCAUAUUUUCCCUAAGAUCACAAGUACCGGAAGUAUUGGCGCUGUGCAGAUGGGGCCGUUAUAUACAACAUACAACGCCGACCACGAUGACCAUUUGACAAUUAUUGAAGUUUCCAAGAUGGCAAAAAUGCAGCCACCCCCACCGUCAUCCUAAAAAUCGCCUACUAGUACAAUCAAUAUACAUCAAAAAUAAAACAGUUUACAAAUAA